AUGGUGAGGCAGUCUUCAGGGCAUCAUGGUACCGCUAAGAACAAGGCUUUUUCGAUGUUGGAUAACGAUGCAGUUUCAGUUGGUUCCAUCAACAAGGCUUUUCAAUGA
This is a messenger RNA of Sclerotinia sclerotiorum 1980 UF-70, 108 nucleotides long. RefSeq lists its product with no specific name. NCBI's taxonomy places the organism in Eukaryota, Fungi, Ascomycota, Leotiomycetes, Helotiales, Sclerotiniaceae. Bases 1 to 108 code for a protein of 35 amino acids. The record is from RefSeq and is a predicted model, not a curated record. The transcript has a single exon.